Scheffersomyces coipomensis is the source of this 973-nucleotide messenger RNA. Its product is annotated as single strand annealing-weakened 1. The coding region runs from base 55 to 882 and encodes 275 amino acids. Gene Ontology annotation, biological process: double-strand break repair via single-strand annealing, removal of nonhomologous ends. The record is from RefSeq and is a predicted model, not a curated record. The transcript has a single exon. Gene Ontology annotation, molecular function: flap-structured DNA binding. NCBI's taxonomy places the organism in Eukaryota, Fungi, Ascomycota, Pichiomycetes, Serinales, Debaryomycetaceae.
AUUAUAAAUUUCAACUAACUAACAACCAUUAUAUUACAACAACUAUCACCAACAAUGCCACCACAGAUUGUGUUUCUUAAAGUAUCCAAAUCGCAAUCAAUCCCAUUAAAGAUCUUUAUAAACAAAUCAAAUCACGUAAGUCCCAACUCAACCCAAACGACCACCACAACUAAAAGUCUUGCUAUAAAUGCCAAAUCAUUAAUCACUCUCCAAAACGUCCCUAUAAAUUACUUCCAUAUCCGAUUGAGUAAUAAUUAUUUACAAAGUUUGAUUGAGACUCAGAUCCGGGAUGUGUUUGUUAAAGUAUUGUUUGAAAUGGGGUUGGAUCAAGUAUGUAGUGUUGGGAUAAGUGGGAAAGUUAGUAUUAGUUCUAUACUUCGAUUUAAUUCUACAUCAGCUGUAUUCACCAAUCCAUUAGAGACAAGUAAUACGACAGAGAAGGGGGAGAAGAAAGUACGGUAUAAAUUCACCAUACCAUUAUUGUUGAUCAUCAGUCUUCGGAUUCAUUUUAAUAAAUUAUCAAAGGGGGAUAUCACCUAUUUGCAUGGUAUUAAUAUUUUAUCUUCCACCAAUCCUUCGUUCAAGCUUAUCAAACCGGAGAAUCAAUUCAGUCUACUUGUGAAGAAACAAUCGUUUAAGGAGAUACCGAUUGAAGAAGAUGAUAUACAGGAUGAACCAGUGGUGUUGGUUGAAGAUGAUGAUUUAAUGGUUGUCCCUGAUGAUGAAGUGAAUGAUAAAGAGGAUGGGGAUGAAGAGGAUGAAGGUGAUACGAAAGGUAUAGAUGAUAAGAAAUCUUUACAUUAUAAAUACAGAAGAAUACAGAUCUUCAAUAGUAUAGCUCAUAGUAUUAAAUUAUUAUUAUUGAAUCAUAAAGUAGAGUAGAAGUUAAUGAAUAAUGAUGAAAACGUAUAUACAAUUCUCUCUCACUGCAAAUUUAUUGGAGGCAAAAAUAAAAAUCGUAAAAUUCAAAAAU